Messenger RNA from Amoebophrya sp. A120, 411 nucleotides. NCBI's taxonomy places the organism in Eukaryota, Dinophyceae, Syndiniales, Amoebophryaceae. The record is from the annotation of a GenBank genome assembly.
CCCAAGGCCCGCGCAAGCCCUGGCCAGGCGGCGGGCGCGCGGGGCGCCGACAGGAACAUUGCGGCGCGCUGCGCCUUGGCUUUUGUCGCCGCCGCACGGCCCGGCGCCUUAUGGGCGCAGGGCACUCGCGCCGGGCCUUGCAGGAAGCUAGCGGAACGCAUGCGGGAAAAAAUUUUCGCCGUGUGCGUGGUGGUAGAGGAGUCGCGGCGGAAAGGCGCGCAGCCGCCAAGCACGGCAGAGAGAAAAAGCGGAGGCGUACUUCCUGAAGGCGAUCACGAGCAUCCACCUGCAGGGGGGCGACGCCGCGAGGCCGUAGUCGCACGCGCCCCAGCUGCUUCAAACGCGGGACGCGUGCAGGUGUUCAGAAGUGCCUCACCAAUGGCAACGGCACGGACGGGGGCGCCAGGGCUA